This is a messenger RNA of Ceratosolen solmsi marchali, 1945 nucleotides long. RefSeq names its product RIO kinase 1 (gene RIOK1). Gene Ontology annotation, molecular function: ATP binding; protein serine/threonine kinase activity. The transcript has 5 exons. The coding region runs from base 278 to 1945 and encodes 555 amino acids. NCBI's taxonomy places the organism in Eukaryota, Metazoa, Arthropoda, Insecta, Hymenoptera, Agaonidae. The record is from RefSeq and is a predicted model, not a curated record.
AUGAAAGAAAGAUAGGGAAAUAGAAAUAGUUGAUGAAAAUUAGAUGAUAAAUAGAAAAUUCCAUUAGAUGAGCAUAGAUUUUUGAAAAGCGGAAAUAUUUGUUAAUGUGAAAAAUGAGAGGAAUAAUAUGAAAUACAUAUAAGGUUCUGUCUUAUUUAAUUAUUUACGUUAUGGUCAAGUGAAUCUUAACCUCAAAUUUAUUUUCUGCUAGUAAACUGAGCGAAAGCGACUGAAAAAAUUUUAUUCUUAAUAUUAUAUACAAACAAUAAAUGAAUAAAUGGAAGGAGACGAAGAAGGUCAAUAUAGCGAUGCCGAUGAAAACGAUGUUAGACCAAUUCCUUUAAAAGGCGAACCUAUUUUUCGUUCCGCUUUAUGUGAAAAAUUAAAUAAACUAAAUAUAAAUGAGGAUGCAGAUGAUGAUAUGAUUGAUAAUGAAUAUGAUGAUUAUAUAUUGGAUGAUGAAAGUGACAUGCAUAAAUUUAGAUUUAAAGCAAAUGUACAUACUAAGAACUGCCAAGGAACUUCAUCCAAACUUACUAAUUUUCAACCAUCGGAUAAACUUUUUAGAAGGUAUGCCAAUAAAGUAAAUAUAACAGAUUACGAAGGUCCAACAUUAUCUCAAACCGCAACAAAUAUUCUAAAUGAAAAAACUAGAAGUAUGGAAAAUAAUAAAAUACGUAUAAAAGACAAAAGCGAUCGAGCCACCGUAGAACAGGUUAUGGAUCCAAGAACUAGAAUAAUUCUAUUUAAAAUGUUAAAUAAAGGAAUUAUAAAUGAAAUCAAUGGUUGUAUUUCUACGGGUAAAGAGGCUAAUGUAUAUCAUGCCAGAUCCACUACCGGUAUUGAAUUUGCUAUAAAAAUUUAUAAAACGUCUAUAUUAGUUUUCAAAGAUAGAGACAAAUAUGUUACUGGAGAAUUUCGUUUUCGACACGGUUAUUGUCGUAGUAAUCCAAGAAAAAUGGUACGUACUUGGGCAGAAAAAGAAAUGCGAAAUCUUAAUCGCUUACAACAAGCAGGAAUUAAAGCACCUAAACCAAUAAUGUUAAAAAGUCAUGUUUUAUUAAUGGAUUUUAUUGGUGUAAAAGGCUGGCCAUCGCCAAAACUAAAGGACGCUCUCCUUGUAUCUUCUCAACCAAGACGACUCUACAGAGAAUGUAUUGAAAUCAUGUGGAAGCUUUACAACAAAUGUAAAUUAGUUCAUGCUGAUUUAAGUGAAUAUAAUAUACUUUAUCACGAAGAAUCUCUCGUUAUAAUUGACGUAUCGCAAUCCGUCGAACAUGAUCAUCCCAUGGCGUUAGAAUUUUUAAGGACAGACUGUACUAACAUAACAGAUUUCUUUAAAAAAAAUAAAGUUGCUGUAAUGUCUAUGAAAGCUCUAUUUGACUUUAUAACUGAUCCAACAAUAAAUGAAAAAAAUAUGCAUACAUAUCUUGAUAAAAUGUCAAAAAUAAUGGAAAAUAAGCCAACAAAAAUGGAACCUGAACAGCAAAUCGAGGAAGAAGUCUUUAAAAAUAUCUACAUACCUCAAAGAUUAACAGAGGUAAUAGAUAUUGAAAGAGAUAUUCAACUUGCAAAAUCUGGUAAAGGAAAUCUUAUUUACAAAACAUUAAUUGGUUUAAAAGCAGAUUUGUCAAAACCAGCUUUAAUACCUGAGAUUUUAUAUAAUGAAUCCCAGAAUGAGGAAAGUAAAGUUAAAAAAAAAGAAAGUAACCAAGUUGCAAGCGAUGAGAGUUCAGAUGAUAGUAGUUUUGAUGAUACAGAUAGCGAUGGAUCUGAAGAAGAAAGUGAAAAGGAAUCCAAAUUUGUAAAUUCGGCUCGUCCUAAAAAUGAGACAACCGAGGAACGAAAGAUACGAAAGAAAAUAUUAAAGAAUAAGAAAUCAGAAGAUCGUAAAGCAAAGAUUAAAAAACACGUUAAAAAACGAAAAACGAAGGCAAAAAAGUAA